Magnolia sinica is the source of this 1559-nucleotide messenger RNA. Its product is annotated as extensin-1-like. The transcript is spliced from 3 exons. The coding region runs from base 84 to 1400 and encodes 438 amino acids. Lineage: Eukaryota; Viridiplantae; Streptophyta; Magnoliopsida; Magnoliales; Magnoliaceae. The record is from RefSeq and is a predicted model, not a curated record.
UUCAUCAUUCUUAGUAUAACAGGAAUCAGAUACCACUUCGACUGUGGCUAUCUUCUUAGCGAUCGAUCGGCUCCAGUUCGACCAUGCGGGCUCUUUCGGCCCGUCGAUGGGCCUAUUUUGUUCUAUGGGCCACACUGGUCAGCUUCUGUCUGUGUGAUGAUUCGAAGAAGAGCGAUGUGUCUGUCAUCGUGGUUGGUUCCGGAGAAUGUGGCGACUGCAAGCAGCUGAAUAUCAAAAGUUCUGAUGCAUUUUCAGGUCUCCUUGUAGCAAUUAAUUGCAAGACCGUGAAUGGUGAGCUCAAGACCAGGGGCUUCAGUGAACUCGACAAGGAUGGAAAAUUCCACAUUGAACUUCCCAAUGAACUUGUGAAUAAUAAUGGAGAGCUAAGUGAGGAAUGCUUUGCGCAACUCCAUAGCGCAUCACACGAUCCAUGCCCCACCAUAGAAGGCCUAGAGCCGUCGAAGAUUGUACUCAAGUCAAAAGACAAUGGAGAGCACACGUUCGGCAUGACUGGAAAAUUAUCAUUCACACCAACAACAUGCGCGUCGGCUAUCCUCUGGCCCCUUUACAAAAAGCCAUUGGCCCCAUUUCCUAAAAUCCCUCCUAUCUACAAAAAGCCAUUGCCUCCUGUUCUCAAAUUCCCUCCUAUUUACAAAAAGCCAUUGCCUCCAAUUCCAAAGAUCCCUCCUAUUUAUAAAAAACCAUUGCCCCCCGUCCCCAAAUUUCCUCCCCUCUACAAAAAGCCAUUGCCCCCUAUUCCUAAGUUUCCUCCCAUCUAUAAAAAGCCAUUGCCUCCUGUUCCCAAAUUCCCUCCCAUCUACAAAAAGCCAUUGCCCCCUAUUCCUACAUUUCCUCCCAUCUAUAAAAAGCCAUUGCCUCCUGUUCCCAAAUUCCCUCCCAUCUACAAAAAGCCAUUGCCUCCUGUUCCCAAAUUUCCUCCCAUCUAUAAAAAGCCAUUGCCUCCUGUUCCCAAAUUUCCUCCCAUCUACAAAAAGCCAUUGCCUCCUAUUCCCAAAUUUCCUCCCAUCUACAAAAAGCCAUUGCCCUUGGUUCCCAAAUUCCCCCCCAUCUAUAAAAAGCCAUUGGCCCCAAUUCCCAAGAUCCCUCCCAUCUACAAAAAGCCAUUGCCCCCGGUUCCUAAAUUCCCUCCUCUUGGCGAAAAGCCAUUGGCCCCAAUUCCUGAGAUCCCUUCUAUCUAUAAAAAGCCAUUGCCCCCAAUUCCCAAAAUUCCUCCUAUGUACAAAAAGCCAUUGCCUCCUGUUCCUAAAAUCCCUCCUAUUUACAAAAAGCCAUUGCCCCCAAUUCCCAAACCCCCUCCUAUUUACAAAAAGCCAUUGCCCCCAGCCACUCCCUCCUUUUGGUGGUUCGUAUCCUCUUCCACCUCAUCUACCAACCCAUGAAGCAUCCCAAAAGCCAUAGUUCAUAAAUAAGAUGCUUUCCUAAUGUCUUUUCCAUUUGUGUUGUAAUAAAGUCUAUGUUAGAAAUAAAUGUAUGUAUGUGGCUUGGACUCCUGUGAUGGUUCAACAUCAUUUUAAAAUGUCACUGACUCAUCCUUCUCA